Molecule: messenger RNA, 1415 nt
Organism: Xiphias gladius (swordfish)
Lineage: Eukaryota; Metazoa; Chordata; Actinopteri; Istiophoriformes; Xiphiidae
Gene: myl9b
Product: myosin, light chain 9b, regulatory
Exons: 4
Coding region: 149-670 (173 amino acids)
Biological process (GO): myofibril assembly; platelet aggregation
Cellular component (GO): stress fiber; cytoplasm; myofibril
Molecular function (GO): calcium ion binding
Source: RefSeq, a predicted model, not a curated record
GGGAACCACAAGGAGUCUGAUUCUUUAAACAAAUUUUUCAGUAGGACUGCCUGCUUCCCUUCCUCUGCUGUGUCGGAACCAGACAAAAGGAGUUUGAAGGACCCCAAAUACUUCUACCUGAAGCCAAGGCCCAGAUCCAGCCGCCGCCAUGUCGAGCAAGCGUGCCAAGGGAAAGACCACCAAGAAGCGCCCCCAGAGGGCCACCUCCAACGUGUUUGCAAUGUUCGACCAGUCUCAGAUCCAGGAGUUCAAAGAGGCGUUCAACAUGAUCGACCAGAACAGAGACGGUUUCAUCGACAAGGAGGAUCUGCAUGACAUGCUGGCCUCUCUGGGUAAGAACCCCUCUGAUGAAUACCUGGAGGGGAUGAUGAGCGAAGCACCAGGGCCCAUCAACUUCACCAUGUUCCUCACCAUGUUUGGAGAGAGGCUCAACGGAACGGACCCCGAGGAUGUCAUCCGCAACGCCUUUGCCUGCUUUGAUGAGGAGGGAUCGGGCGUGAUCCACGAGGACCAUCUGAGAGAGCUGCUGACCACCAUGGGUGAUCGCUUCACAGAUGAAGAGGUGGACGAGCUGUUCCGCGAGGCACCCAUCGACAAGAAGGGCAACUUCAACUACGCAGAGUUCACCCGCAUCCUCAAACAUGGCGCCAAAGACAAGGAUGAUGAGUAGCGGGAGGAAACGACCGCCUCGGGCCCCCGCACACAUAAUACACCACAAAUCCAUCCCUAGUUGUUACCUUUGUGGAUCCUGUAGGUUUAAGAGAAACUGAAUAGGAAUGUAUGUAGGAAUACUGUAUAACAAUGUCUUGUAUAAAAGGAAAGAAGUAAAUUGUGUUGCCUUUAUUUAGAUCUACACGUUUUUCAAAGGUAAAUUCUUGGGAUUCAAAUAUCCUGCAAUCUACUAAUGUUUAAGUUUUUAUCAUCAUUGAAGGUUUAUAUCCAUGAAGAGAUGUGUAUCACAGUAUCUGCAUCUCAUAGCAACAAGUCUACUGCAGCUUAAUACAUUUUGACUGCAACUGUUCUGACCUUUGUAGGGAACUUGGUCGGACUGUGAGAUGCAUUUGACACUAAUGUGUGUGCGGGGGGGUGGGGGGGGUUUGGACUGCCGGAUUCAGUGCUACAUAAAGUACCAGCCAUGUUUACCUCCUCCUGCCAAUUAGCUACCACACCUGUACAAGCACUGCAACAAGUCUCCUUCUCUGUAAUAUUUGUGUCCCUGUGUGUUGGAAAUGGAUAAAGAAAUUGAUAAUUAUGUUUGUGUUUAUUACUUUUUGACAAUCAAAAGUGGUGAGUACAUGUCUUCCUCCCAUCAGCUGGUUGUGCGCAUUUGUUGAAGGAUCGGGUAUGUAUGUGCUGUUGAAGGAUGUCAGUCUUGAAAUUGCUCAGGCAAAUAAAGUAAGUUUAUUCAUGCCAUU